Messenger RNA from Scaptodrosophila lebanonensis, 2748 nucleotides. RefSeq lists its product as uncharacterized. The transcript is spliced from 6 exons. The record is from RefSeq and is a predicted model, not a curated record. NCBI's taxonomy places the organism in Eukaryota, Metazoa, Arthropoda, Insecta, Diptera, Drosophilidae. The coding region runs from base 1 to 2748 and encodes 915 amino acids.
AUGUGUUUCUUAGAUCCGGAAAGUGAUAAUCCAAAAACAACAAAAACACCAGCUAUGAUUACCGAUCGCCACAAAAUCGACAUUACUGCGAUAUUAUGUGCACUGCUCUGCCUUCUCAGCUCUGCACCCGCCCCAACCACCAGCGAGGAGGUCUUCGAGGUCUUGGCCACGCAACCACAACAGCAGCCACGGCUGGGAGAUAUGACAACGACAUCGACAUCGACCACAUCGCGUCAGGAUGAAGUGAAUGUCUUGGCGCCCAAUGCGACGACCACGAAGACGACGACAAUAACAGGCGAUGGCGAUGGCAAUGGCAAUGGCGAUGGUGAUGGCAGCGGCCUCUGCUGGGCGCGCAGGCGCACCACUGAAAAAUUCAAAUGGAAAGCGAUUUGUCUGGUUUUAGCUAAUAAUUUAUCAGGCGGCUAUGAGGAGCUGAAGCUGGCCAACCAGCAUAUAACGCACACAACGCCGCCUCGUGUGGACUACAACAAUGAGUGGCGACCACUGGGCCAUGGCGAUCCAUUGCAAAAGGAUCCUACCUAUGACUAUAGCCCGCCAGCAUUGGAGCGUGUGCGCUAUUGGGCCGAGAAUAAUGGCAGUAGCAAGAGCAAUGAGGCCAAGAAGAACGAACUGCCGCCGGAGGUGUUGCGGAAUAAGACCAAGAGUGAGAUUUUGUUGUUGGGCGUUGGCAAUGAGCAGCGGGCCAGACAGCAACAAUAUCAUUACCAGCAACAACAACAACAGCAACACUAUCAACAGCCACACUAUCAGCAGCAACAACAACAACAGCACCAGCAGGCCAAGUAUGCGGCCAUCAGACGCAGCUACUAUGCCCCACAACAACAACAACAACUACAGCAGCCACAACUACAGCAACAGGAACAACAACAGCAGCAAUAUAUGCCACACACCCACUUGAUGCCACCGCCCAUGCACUCGCAUGCCGCGCCCUCGCCCAUGAAGCCCACUCAUGUGGAUUAUCGCCAUAAUAUGGUCGCAGCUCCCUCUCCUUCCAUCUCAAGCAACUCCUACCUGAACAGCCCCACGACAAUGAUGUACAAGCCGCACUUCUACAGCACCUCCUCCCUCACUUCCAGCUCGCCCUGGAUGCAUGCGCCCGGCAUGUCCAGCAGCUACACCUCCAGCGCUGGCCACCCCAUGAAUCGCAUGUCCUCCUAUGCGGACGCACAUCAUCAGGAGUCCAUGCAGCACUACAGCUUCAGUCGACCGCACACUUCCACGCAUAGCACCACCAGCUAUUCCCCCAAUGCCAUACACCCACAUCCGAGUGGACCCAAGCAGAUGGCACCGGGCGCACCACCACGCAAGCCCUGGCUCCAUGAGCUGCUGCAAAAGGAGCUGGUGAAGCCAUCGGUGAAGCCCACCAUGCCGGCUACCAAAUAUCUGAUGGGCACACAUCCCUAUAGGCCGCUGCCGACUUUCGGCAUCAGUUCAACAUAUGCGCCGGUGACGUUUGUGCCGGGACCGCCCACAAUAGCGGUGCCUACGAUGCCCACCACAGCAGCCACUACAUCUGACCAUGGACACUCCAUUUACAUAACUCCCACACCACCGCAGCAUUAUGUUACAAGCUCGGGAUUCCGGCCGAUGGAAUCGAAAGCCACCACACCGGUAUAUAGCAGCACAACAACAACAACCACACCCCAGCCCAUCUACCACCAGCCCAGCAGUACACAGAGCACUCGUCUGCUCAUACCACAGACUAGCAAUCUGGCGCAACGUCCGACUGUUGCGCCCGCCCCCGAUCUAACCACCGAUGCGCUCUUCUCGCAUUAUAAGCAACCAAAGAAACCGCUGCUUGGUCCCAUGUAUUUGAUUAUCGAAGGUCAUUCGAAGGUUAAGACCUAUGGCCAGAACGAGUUGGAUCCGCACAGACCCAAAAUUGUGCCGGUGAUAUCGAAACGUGAGCCGGUGGUGCGCAUCGCAGAUCCCAAUGAGAAGCGCGGCACGGUGGAAACUUUUCAAGUCAAGCAUUUGCAUACAAAAACCACUCCGCUAACGAGCACAACAACAACUACCUCGUCAAGGCCAAAAAUUUUGAACCCUACAACAACGAUUGCCACAUCAACACCCGCACCACCCGCACCACCUGCAGCACCAUCUGGAGGCGGCGUGGAAGAUCUGCUUAGUCUGCUCGACAACAUGUUUGCCGAUGCGCACGACAUUGUCGCUCCAACAGUUGCGCCCACCGCCAAUAAGAUUUAUGUGACCAGCAGCACGAUGAGUACGAUCCUGAGGCCAGUGACAACGAGUAGCACGAAGUUGAUGCCACAGCAGCCGGAGCCACGGAUUGGCAGCCAGGCGGGCAGCAUUGUCAGUCUGCUGGAUGAUGAGGACUUGGAGAUGGCGGGGUCAGAGUUGCUGACCACCACUGAACUGCCUCGUGGAGUGCGGCAAAUCUUUGACUAUGAUCAAUUACCCGAGUCGCGUGUGAAGGUCGACAAUGCAACAAAUUCAUACGAAGUCUACGACGAUGCAGAAAAUGCCGAAGACGAUGAAGAUGAUGAUGUUGAUGAUGAAGAUGAUCAUGAUGAAGCGAGUGAAGCCUUGCAAGAUAGCACCGAAGACAGCCUGGAAGAAGACAAGUUCGAUACUGAACAUAAAUUGCUCAAACGCAUCGAUAAAUUCGUCGAUGAUGUGGACGAUGGUGAUGAUGAUUUGGAGGACUUGCUCGAAGGCCUAUCAGACACUGAGGCUUCGGAAUUGGACAUGGUACGGCGACAUUGA